ACAGACAAAUACACACAGACUAAUCCUAACCAACAUGGCCUGCUGACAGCUAAGUAAAGUUGUCAGUAAGUGAUUCUGUUCCUGUGAUGGAGAACUACGGCCUAGACGACUUGUUUCAAUUUAAAAGGAGGAGCACGAUGUCCAAACCUCACCGUUCCGAUGCAGAAAACGUGGAGGAGCGUCAGAGAUAUGAGCGGACGGUCAGAGAGCCUCUGCAGGCCGCCGACCCGGAGCAACACGAGCCGUCGGGCCGCAGGAAACCGGCGUUAGUCAGAUCAAAGACCUUCGAUCACUCUCUGCUGACUCAGGUCCAGAUGGACACGGACUCCAAAAUAGAGAGGAAGAAGUCUCACUACAGCCAGCUUUCAAAGAGCAACUGCCAGUACCAUAAAAUAUUUAAGGAGAUCAGCAAAGAGGAACAGCUCAGACAGAGUUACACCUGUGCUCUGCAGAAAGACAUCCUCUACCAGGGACGGAUGUUUGUCUCUGACCACUGGAUCUGUUUCCACUCCAAGGUGUUUGGAAAAGACACAAAGAUUGCCAUCCCAGUGAUGUCCGUCACGCACAUCAAGAAGACCAAAACCGCCAUCCUGCUGCCAAACGCUCUGGUGAUCGCCACCGCUAACGACAGGUACGUCUUCGUGUCCUUCAUGUCCAGAGACAACACCUACAAGUAUUUGACGUCCAUCAGUCUUCAUCUGGAGGAGAAGAGUCCGUGCAGCAGCCCCGUCCCGUCCUCAGCAGAGAACAGCUUCAGAGGUCAGAGGUCACCUCUGUCGCCUCGCUUCCCUCUGAGUUUUCCGGGUGAUUUCUGUGAUCUGGACGUCGCAGUGAGACAGAGGAGGCAGGAGAUGGAGGACAGCAGCAGCUCGGACUCCCAGACCCCCGACUACGACAAGAUAGCAGAGUUCCCUGUUCCUCCGUUUCUGGAUGCGUUGAAGCACUCGGACAGUGCAGCUCCACCCGAACAUCCAGACCAUCAGCACAAAGUGAAGAGCCAGAACCAGAACCAGAACCAGCACCAGACCCAGCAGAGCUCAAACAACAAGCAGCAGGACAAACUCCAUGCUGAGCUGGCGAUUAACAGCAGGACUUUGAAAACAGUUUCUCUCAACACUCUGCUGUUUGUCUACCUGUUACUAGUGUGUGUCCUGCUCUUGUCUUCCUGUUACCUGGCCUUUAAGAUCAUCUCGUUGGAGCAGAGACUGACGACGCUCAGCUCCGUCACCGAGUUCAGCCACCAGGAAAACACCUUUCUGCGAGGGAGCGACGUGGACACGGAUUUUUUCUCUGAACUACUGACCAUCAACCUGAUGAAGCUGGAGAAGGUGCAGAAGAACCUGCAGAGGCUGCUGGACGAAGCUGCCUGAAUGUACUGGAAACCAGUAUAUUGUGCUGUUUACAGUUCUGUAAAUACACUGUAAAUAGGUAGUUUAUUGUGAUGGAUGUUAUGAACUGACAAAACUGAGAUGUAUUAAUGCAAUAACACAUUAAAAAAAAAACAUUUCAUUGGCUCAAUAGAAAUUAAACUUUCUGGUAAAAUGUUAAGUAUAACAGUAUUACAAUAGUACUGCAUCUGCUUUAUGUAAAUGUAGUAGAAACAGCAGUGUUUUAAAGGCUCUGACAUUCAUGUGAUCUCUUUAAGAAGCGGUAACAGUACUUAAUAUUUCUCUCUCAGUGGAACAAAAUAUAUUUCCAGCUCAUGUUGCCGUAUUUACUUUAUACCAGAUAAAGUUUUUUGACUUGGCUGUUUUUCGGUCACACUGAACUCACUUCUGUUUACAGUAUCUGAAGGGAUCAAGGUUGUGUUCACAGAGCUGGAUUUAUCUUCUGACUUCUGCCCAGUUUCAUGGCCGACAUAUUUCUGUCUGCAAGAGGACGUUUAGGAGAUCAAGCCCAUUAACUAACCCAGACUAAGUUUACGGGAAACUUGAAAAAAAGACAAUGUACGAAUUUGGUUUGGCUUUCUUACAUUUCAAAAGUUUUUCAAAAGUCAACUUUAAACACAACACGGUCAGAAAGCAGAUUCAAUAAAUUUACUGAUUAGUGUUUCCACCAUAUUGUUACUGAAAUGAUAUAUGAGAACGGCAUUCAUUCAAUAAAUGUGUUUAUUAUCUUUAUGUGUUUGAUAGCAGACAAUCCCAUCAGCAUGUACGGCCGCCUUCCACACUGUCAUUCUUUACUCGACCACCGGAUGGCGCAGCAAUGUAUUUUCUAAAUCUCACAUAGUGGCUUUAAAACUCCACACUGUUGUUGUUCACAGAACUUUUCUGCUGAGUUUCACACAACAGACUGUUACAGAGAUAUGAAUGGCUGAGACUCUGUAAAUAUAGAAAUUAAACACAGAUUUAAUGAUGUGAUUUUAUUUUCCUCUGUGUAGGAAUAAAGUUCUAUUUUUGCUGUAA
Anoplopoma fimbria (sablefish) is the source of this 2405-nucleotide messenger RNA. It is a transcript of the gene gramd2b, whose product is annotated as GRAM domain-containing protein 2B. The coding region runs from base 87 to 1370 and encodes 427 amino acids. The record is from RefSeq and is a predicted model, not a curated record. The transcript has 14 exons. NCBI's taxonomy places the organism in Eukaryota, Metazoa, Chordata, Actinopteri, Perciformes, Anoplopomatidae.